Messenger RNA from Zingiber officinale, 2207 nucleotides. Its product is annotated as probable serine/threonine-protein kinase At1g01540. The record is from RefSeq and is a predicted model, not a curated record. The transcript has 8 exons. Bases 407 to 1924 code for a protein of 505 amino acids. Gene Ontology annotation, biological process: protein phosphorylation. Lineage: Eukaryota; Viridiplantae; Streptophyta; Magnoliopsida; Zingiberales; Zingiberaceae. Gene Ontology annotation, molecular function: ATP binding; protein kinase activity.
CAAUGUGAAUUGGUCGCCGGCGAAGUUGUCGGACGCAAAGAAGCCGUCCAAAUCGCCGUAGAACUCGUUUCUCUUUGCGAUCACAUCUCUUCCGCUGCGCCUGCACCCGCAGUGAAACAGAAUCCAGAAAAGUGCGCGCGGGGCAAGCGAUCUCUUUGACAUCGCACUAAUAACCAUUACCCUUUAAUAUACGCACUAACGACUAGCAGCCGCCAUUAAACUAAUCAAAUCCCUUCCCUUCUCUCUCUCUCUUUCUAUCUCUCGGUCCUGCGUUCCGUUCCAAUUUGUUCUCAGAUCACAAUCGCUGCUCUUCUUCUUCGAUCGUUGCUUGAUCCUUUCUCAGUGACAUAGAGAUUAGGCGUGUUCUUGGAGGGAGGAGAAGGUUGAAAGAGAGACGAGGGCGAAGAUGGCGUUUUGGAGCGGCGGAUUUCUCAACAACGAGCUCUCGAGGAAGACAGCCGUCUUCGGGCUCAGGCUGUGGGUGGUCAUCGGCAUCUGCGUCGGCGCCGCCAUCGUCCUUGUCCUCUUCUUUUUCUCCCUUUGUCUCACCUCAUGCGGCCGCCGCCGCCGCCGCCGUCGCUCCCCUUCCAUCUCCACCUCCUCUCCCCCAAGUAAGAAGCCGCAGAAACCCCUCAAGCAGCACCUCCAGGAUCCAGCCCCUACCAUUUCCAAGGACGUCGGCGAGAUCCACCACUACAACCAACCGGCCGCUCCCGAUGUCCGGAUCGACGUCGGCAAGCCUGACUACCGUGUCGUGCUUGCUGAUCACCGUCAUCAGGAAAGCAACAACAACAACCGUCACCAACCGAGGCCUCCGGCAGGUCCACCGUCCGCAUCCACCACGGGGACGGCCAGCGGAGAGACCACCGGCACCCCUUCCUCCACGGGAGGAGGAGGAGGAGGAGGAGGGCCGCCGGAGGUAUCGCAUCUGGGGUGGGGGCACUGGUAUACGCUACGGGAGUUGGAGGAGGCUACAGAUGGGUUGGCCCCAGACAACGUAAUCGGGGAAGGAGGCUACGGCAUCGUGUACCGCGGGGUGCUCGCCGAUAACACCACCGUCGCCAUCAAGAAUUUGCUCAAUAAUAGGGGCCAAGCAGAGAAGGAAUUCAAAGUGGAGGUGGAAGUGAUUGGGCGUGUUCGCCACAAGAAUCUUGUUAGAUUGCUUGGAUACUGUGUUGAGGGCGCAUAUAGGAUGCUAGUCUACGAAUAUGUAGAUAACGGCAAUCUGGAGCAGUGGCUUCACGGAGAUGUUGGAGAAGUGAGUCCACUGACAUGGGAUAUAAGGAUGAACAUAAUUCUUGGAACUGCAAAAGGCUUAGCCUAUCUUCAUGAGGGACUUGAACCAAAGGUAGUGCACAGAGAUAUUAAAGCUAGCAACAUUCUACUCGAUCAACAUUGGAAUGCCAAAGUCUCAGAUUUUGGGCUUGCAAAGCUCUUGUGCUCGGAAAGGACUUAUGUGACGACUCGUGUUAUGGGGACUUUUGGUUAUGUGGCUCCAGAAUAUGCUAGUACCGGUAUGCUGAACGAGAGAAGUGAUAUUUAUAGCUUUGGGAUCCUUAUAAUGGAAAUUGUAACAGGAAGGUCACCUGUUGAUUAUACAAGACCGCCCGGAGAGGUGAAUUUGAUUGACUGGUUGAAGACCAUGGUCGGCGAAAGAAGAUCGGAGCAAGUGGUGGAUCCUAAGAUGCCUGAGAAACCUUCUGCAAAAGCACUCAAAAGGAUUCUUCUAGUCGCCCUCCGUUGCAUCGACCCUGAUGCACACAAACGGCCAAAAAUGGGGCAUGUCAUUCAUAUGCUCGAAAUGGAUGACUUAUUAGGUCGUGAGGAACGCAAGAUGGGCGGGGAAUCAUCUGCUGCUCAACCAUCAAAGGGGUACACCAGAGAAGAAGGUAGCUUUCACAAACGUGACCACAGAUACAGAUGACGAUGAAUUGACUAGACAAGAACAAGGUGAGCAGUCUCAAAGUGCAGCAUCUUCUUGCGUUGCCCCAGCUCAGCGCAACAACUAGGUGAUCACACAUCAUUCAAAUCCGUAAAUCGACUUGCUUGUAGAUCCUUUUCUUCGUGUGGGCCUUACGUUGUACGUACUCAUUGCAUGCAUGUGCUUGAGCUGCGGCGUUCCCCCCUGUUUAUUGUCCGUAAUACAUUGUAGACUUGGGCCAUAUUUAUUCAGUAUCAAGGUUUGUAUAAUUCCAUAGUUUAAAAUA